Schistocerca piceifrons (Central American locust) is the source of this 1975-nucleotide messenger RNA. Its product is annotated as tRNA methyltransferase 10 homolog A. The coding region runs from base 83 to 1495 and encodes 470 amino acids. NCBI's taxonomy places the organism in Eukaryota, Metazoa, Arthropoda, Insecta, Orthoptera, Acrididae. The transcript is spliced from 6 exons. Gene Ontology annotation, biological process: tRNA N1-guanine methylation. Gene Ontology annotation, cellular component: nucleoplasm; nucleus. Gene Ontology annotation, molecular function: tRNA binding. The record is from RefSeq and is a predicted model, not a curated record.
CAAAUUCGCAUCAACGAAAACAUGUUGUGAUGUUAGUAAAUAAUUUGUGGUAGGUGGUGAAAAAAAAUAGUAAUAGCAAAAUAUGGAAGACAAUAAAAAAUGCGCCGACAUUCAGGAUUGCGAAUUAUCUGAGCAAAAAUUCUCAGAAGUGGAGAAUAACCAAGUAAAACGUGAAGCCAAUGAAAUAGAUAACCAUGACAUUAAGAGAUUCAAAAACGAGCAAGACAUAAAAAUAGGAGAUUUAAAAGCCUAUGCUCAAUCUACAGCGUGUGGUAAUGAUUUUUCAGUGGAUGAGAAAAAAAUUAUUUGGUCGGACGCCGUAUCCAAAAAGAAAAUGCGGAAACUUCUCAAGAUACAGAAGUGGGAGGAAGUAAAAAAGGAGAGGAGGGCACAAGAGAAAGAACGUGCGAAAAGGAGAAGAAUGCUGGCAAGAUUAAAUAAUAUAAGUCUAGGACCAUCACGGAGCUUUCUGAAAAAAUGUACAAUGGCAAAUAGUAAAUGCAAAGUUCGUGUUGUCAUAGACCUGUCGUUUGAUGAUCUGAUGUCUGAUUCGGAUAUGAGCAAAUGUGUUAAACAAAUGCUGCAUUGCUACAGUUUAAACAGGAGAGCAGAAAAUCCUAUGCAACUGUACUUCACAAAUUUUAAUGGAAAAGUGGCGCAGGAAAUGGAAAAACACGAUGGCUAUAGAAACUGGGAUAUCUAUUUUCACAGUGACAGUUACACUGAAAUCUUUAAUAAGAGUGAACUAGUGUACCUUACAAGUGAAUCUGAUAACAUAAUUACUGAAUUGGAGGAUGAUAAAGUGUACAUAAUUGGUGGAUUGGUGGACCACAAUGCUCACAAGGGCGUGUGUUACAGAGUGGCUGUGGACCAAAAUAUUAGCCAUGGACAACUUCCUAUUGAAGAGUUCUUGGAAAUGAAGACAAGGAAAGUACUGACAGUCGAUCACGUUUUUGAGAUCCUGCUAGGUGUUAGUAGUGGCAUGAGUUGGAAAGAAGCAUUUUUGAAAGUAUUACCUCCAAGAAAAGGUGCUAAAGAGAAAGAUAUUAAUGAGAUUAACGAUAUGCUCACAGAACCUGACAAAGAUGUUAAAACUGAAGAAGAAAAACAAACUGAUGUGAAAAUACCUAUGGCCACAGAACCUGACAAAAAUAUUAAAACUGAAGGAGAAAACCAAACUGAUGUGAAAAUACCUCAUAAAACUGAAACUAUGGUCACAGAAGCUGACAAGAAUGUUAAAACUGAAGGAGAAAACCACACUGAUGUGAAAAUACCUCUUAAAAUUGAAACUUAUGGAGAAGACCAAGAAGAUGUGAGAAAAACUGACAUAAAUUUUGAAAUAGAUGGAGAAAAACAAACAGAUGUGAAAAGACCUUGUGAAAAUGUUGAAAUGUAUGGAGAAGAUAAACAGAUGGGAAAAAAAACUGACAAAAAUCUUGAAACAGAUGGAGAAAAGCAAGCAAAAGCAAAGCCUGACAGUGUUACUGUAGAAUAAAAUGUACGAUCAGAUAAAAAUCGGUGCAUCCAUUUCCUUUAUUGGAGAAGUAACUAAAAUGUGAACCGCAGAAGAAUUUAUGUACUACUUUGUUUACAUUAUGUUAUUAGAAAAUUUCACCUAAUUUGAGCAUAUUGGCUGUGGAAUUUUGAAACAAUCAUAAUCUCUUAUGAUUUAGUGUUGCAAACCAAAGUUUUGGAUCAUAAUGGAUGAACUACUACAAUGUAUCAGAAUGUAAUGGAUGAACCACUUGUUCACAGUGAGCAAAGAAACUAUGAAAAAUAAGAAAUGUGAUGCUUUAUAAGUGUGUGGAAAAAUCUAGACUGCAAUAUGACUGUUGUAAUAGAGAUGGAUCAAUGCUAACCAAUUAGGACAGACACAGUCCUUCCUCAAAGCUAAAACCACACACACACACACACACACACACACACACACAGAGAGAGAGAGAGAGAGAGAGAGAGAGAGAGAGAGAGAGAGAGG